Molecule: messenger RNA, 435 nt
Organism: Mesocestoides corti
Lineage: Eukaryota; Metazoa; Platyhelminthes; Cestoda; Cyclophyllidea; Mesocestoididae
Source: the annotation of a GenBank genome assembly
AUGCGAUGUGUACGGAAGUGGGCCUCGCACCACCCACAAACCCGUCUCAAAUUGAGUCCAGACAACGCGAAGGGUGGGUGCAUGCGUGUUUGGGGGUGUGCGCGGCGAGGCGACGUUGAUGUUUGGUCUGAAACCGAGCCGCAUGCGUCCCGGAAUGGCGGCAACAAUAACACCGGCGAGAACAUCAAAGAACGCGCCAACUCCACGAGUCUGGCGUUACUUUGCCCCAUAACAGAUCUUCCACCGUGUGUGUGUGUGUGUGUCGACGAGAGCAUCCAUCAAUUCCUUAUGGACGCACACCCCUUCGACACAGACAUACUCGGCCAGGGUCAAAGUCUCGUAUCACCGAGGUUUUUGUUAGUUACCAUGGCAACAGACGCCACGGUUGCCCGUCUGUUCAAAACUAUCGAGAAACGCGAACACCCUGGGAAGUGA